Messenger RNA from Monoraphidium neglectum, 387 nucleotides. Its product is annotated as L-threonine 3-dehydrogenase. The record is from RefSeq and is a predicted model, not a curated record. The coding region runs from base 1 to 387 and encodes 128 amino acids. The transcript has 2 exons. NCBI's taxonomy places the organism in Eukaryota, Viridiplantae, Chlorophyta, Chlorophyceae, Sphaeropleales, Selenastraceae. Gene Ontology annotation, biological process: L-threonine catabolic process. Gene Ontology annotation, molecular function: L-threonine 3-dehydrogenase activity.
AUGCACAUGAACGACUGCCUCGAGGCCACACACGCCCUGAUGUCCGCGCCGCGCGAGAGCCUCACCCGCACCACCUACAACGUCACCGCCAUCAGCUUCACGCCCGCCCAGCUGGCGGAGGCGAUCGAGAAGCAGCUGCCCGGGUUUGCGAUCUCAUACAGCCCCGACUUUAGGGAUGCCAUCGCCCGCACCUGGCCAGCCUCCAUCGACGACACCGCCGCGCGCCGCGACUGGGGCUGGCGCCACAAGCACGGCAUCGACGACCUGGUCACUCAGAUGCUGGAGGACCUGUCUGCCCAGUACCAGAAGAACGGCUCCGCGGCGCAGCAGCCGCUGCAGGCCGCGCCGCUGCAGGGGUCGACGGUCGCGGCGGCGGCGGCGGCGUGA